This is a messenger RNA of Lactuca virosa, 2388 nucleotides long. The record is from the annotation of a GenBank genome assembly. Lineage: Eukaryota; Viridiplantae; Streptophyta; Magnoliopsida; Asterales; Asteraceae.
AUGACAACGAUUUUGUCACUUAAUUCAUCUUUCAAGUUCGCUGUAAAUGAAAAUAAAACACGAAGAGGACCCAAAAGAGCUUCAGAAUUCAUCAACCAAUACGACCCGAUUAAGCAGAAAAUUUCCAAUUCUGUUAGAAGUAAGUCUUCAGUCAUGAAAACAAGUUCGUCACGUCAGAUGGAAAAUUUAGUUUCCUACGUGGAAGAUGGGUCUGUUGAAAAUGCACUCCAACUGUUCGAUGAAAUGAACAAAAGAAGCACCUUUUUGUGGAAUAUUGCAAUCAGGGCGUUAACGAGUAAUGGAUAUUUUGAAGAAGCUCUUGAUUUGUAUCAUCAGAUGCGUACCGAAGGUGUUCAACCUGAUAAAUUCACGUUUCCCUUCGUUAUAAAAGCAUGCGGUGGGUGUUUGGAUCUUGUUACUGGGAAGAAGGUUCAUUCAAACCUGUUCAAAUUCGGGUUAAUUUCAGAUUUGCAUGUGUCUAAUUCUCUCAUACUAAUGUACGCCAAGGUUGGACAUAUUGGGUCUGCAGAGAAGGUGUUCGAUGAAAUGCCUGUGAGAGAUUUGGUUUCAUGGAACUCAAUGAUCAACGCGUAUCUCUUCGUUAACAAUGGAUUAACCUCACUCACAUGUUUUUCGAGAAUGCAACAAUCCGGAAUCAAACCUGAUCGAUUCACAAUCGUGAGUGCUCUCCACGCCUCUUCACUCAUCCAUUCUUUACCCAACGGGAAACAAAUCCACGCGAUAAUAAUCAAAACCAAAUCCGAAUCCAACGAAAUGAUUCAAACAUCGCUAAUCGACAUGUACGUGAAAUGCAACGCAAUCAAUUACGCCGAGAGAUUCUUCAACUUGAUUUCUCCACGACACGUUGCAGCUUGGAAUGCAAUGAUUCGUGGCUACAAUCUCAACAAUAAGCCCCUGGAAUCAUUUUCUUGCUUGAAAAAAAUGCAAGAAAAUCGCAUCAAUCCCGACGUUAUCUCACUGAUAAACUUCCUUCCAUCUUGUUCGCAGCUUCAAUCCAUGUUCUCCGGGAAAACCAUCCAUGGAUACGCAAUCCGAAUCGGGUUUCUUCCCCACUUUGUUCUAGAAACCGCUUUAAUCGAUUUGUACGGGAAAUGCGGGAAUCCAAGAUUAUCGGAAAUCAUUUUUGAUCGCAUGGAUCAAAGAAAUUUAAUCUCUCGUAACACUAUGAUCGAUGCCCUAGUGAAAAACGGCCGAUAUCAACACGCACUGAAGAUCUUCCGAGAUAUCUGGGAUCACGAUUUGAAACCAGAUCCUACAACGAUUACCAUGAUACUCGAUAUCAUUUCCGAUAUAGCGGGCCUCCAAGAAGGGAAACGGAUUCACGGGUAUGUCGUUAUAUCAGGAUUUUAUUCGAAUACUUUUGUCCUAAAUUCACUUGUAUACAUGUACGCAAAAUGUGGCGAUCUUGAUUCGGGUCGGGUUCUUUUUGACCGGAUUUUAACCAAAGAUAUUGUUUCUUGGAAUACGAUCAUUUUGGCAAAUGGGUUUCACGGAUUCGGUGAAAUUUCAGUUAAUUUGUUCUUGGAGAUGAUAAAAAAGGGCAUAAAACCGAAUUCGAGCACUUUCUUUUCGGUUUUAUCUGCUUGUAGUUUUUCGGGAAUGGUGGAAGAAGGAUGGAAGUUUUUCAUCUCGAUGAAAUCCGAUUACGGGAUUGAUCCGGGUAUCGAGCAUUACGGGUGUAUCCUCGAUCUUCUUGCUCGAAUUGGCGACCUUGAUCGAGCCAAACGUGUAAUUACCGAAAUGCCCCUGGAACCGACUUCUCGGAUAUGGGGAUCUUUGCUCGGUGCAAGCCGGAAACACCGGGAUCUUGAGCUUGCGGAAUUUGUCGCUAAUCGUGUCUUGUCUUGUGAACACGAUAACACGGAUCACACGGGGUUGUACGUUUUGCUUUCGAACUUGUACGCUGAGAUGGGGAGAUGGGAGGAUGUUAGACGGGUCAAAUCUUUGAUGGAAAGUCAACGCUUGAGGAAAACCGAUGGGUUGACCUUUGUGGAAGUCAAAGGUGAAACCUUUAGGUUUAUGAAUGGAGAUAGAUCACAUAAAGAUAGUAAUUUGAUUUAUAAGGUUUUAGAUGUGAUAUUAGAGAAUCGUUAUGGGGAUUUGUGUAAGUUUAAGCCGGUUGACUUUUUGCAAAGAAUGUCAAAGUCAACGGAUUGGCAUAGUGUGAGACUCGCAGUUUGUUUUGGUUUGAUCUCAACUGCGAUCGGGAAACCGGUUCUUGUUAGGAAAAACGUUAGGAUUUGUGAAGAUUGUCAUUGUGUCAUGAAAAAGAUUUCUUUGACUUGUCAGAGAGAAAUUGUGGUGGGAGAUUCGAAGAUUUUUCACCAUUUUAGACACGGACGAUGCUCGUGCCAUGAUUAUUGGUGA